Halichondria panicea is the source of this 1013-nucleotide messenger RNA. RefSeq names its product V-type proton ATPase subunit D-like. Lineage: Eukaryota; Metazoa; Porifera; Demospongiae; Suberitida; Halichondriidae. The record is from RefSeq and is a predicted model, not a curated record. Gene Ontology annotation, cellular component: proton-transporting V-type ATPase complex. The coding region runs from base 144 to 896 and encodes 250 amino acids. Gene Ontology annotation, molecular function: proton-transporting ATPase activity, rotational mechanism. The transcript is spliced from 10 exons.
GAAAGAAAUAUUGAAAUUUAAGUCACAAGGUACACGGUACACAGCCAAAAAUCCAUGUGAAGGAGGACUCUUCUCUGUCUAGUUGUCUUAAUUUGUCAUCAUCAACGUAGAUCUACAGCCAGUAAAAAAACAAAAGAGCAAACAUGUCUGGGAAGGACGACAGGAUCAAUGUGUUUCCAUCUAGAAUGGCCUUGACGCUGAUGAAAGCUCGACUGAAAGGAGCCCAAAAAGGCCACAGCUUAUUGAAGAAGAAAGCCGAUGCUCUCACACUUAGAUUCAGAAACAUUCUUGGGAAGAUUAUUGAGACUAAAACACUCAUGGGAGAGGUGAUGAAGGAAGCUACAUUUUCACUGGCUGAAGCAAAAUUUGCCGCUGGUGACUUCAGUGAGAUGAUCUUACAGAAUGUGGAUAAGGCUAGGAUAAGACUCAAUACCAAGAAAGACAAUGUAGCAGGAGUGACCUUGCCUGUGUUUGAAGCGUUCACUGACGGAUCUGACACAUAUGAACUGGCUGGACUGGCCAGAGGAGGACAGCAAGUAUCAAACUGCAAAGAAGUGUUUGGAAAAGCUGUACGCCUCCUGGUUGAACUAGCCUCCCUUCAGACGGCUUUUGUGACACUGGAUGAAGUUAUCAAGGUCACCAACAGAAGAGUUAACGCUAUAGAGCAUGUGAUUAUCCCCAAAAUUGCAAGAACAUUGAGUUAUAUUUCAACAGAGCUAGAUGAACGAGAAAGAGAGGAGUUUUAUCGUCUGAAGAAAAUCCAAGAGAAGAAGAAAAAAAUUAGGGCACUUAAAGAGAUAGAAACAGUGGAAAGAUUGGCUAAACUGAAAAUUAAACGUGAAACAGAAGCAAAAACUAUUUUCGCAGCUGACAAGGAUGAGGAUAUAUUAUUCUAGCAAGUGGCACUGCACUUAUAUUAUAAAUAGCUGUUAUAUAUGUUUUAGAAUUGUUUGUUGUUUGUCAAUUCUGUACUUUUAGUGUGAUUGAUACAUUAAGUUUAAAGUACCAAAGUA